UGGACAUUGAUUAGUUAAUUUGAUUAUUUCUAAGUCUAUAGAGACAUACCAUUAGCAAGUUUGGCUAUUCAAACAAAUAAAUUGGGAAAGAAAAUAUGGUGCCUGUAAACUUUAUGCAUAAUUUACGAAACCAACUGUUGUCAAACUUGUUCGGAUUUUCUCACCUCCGAGAGAAGAGAUUGACAGAGGACCUUAAAACAGAUCAACAAAAUUGACAUGUUUUGUGAAAUAUUGCUGUGAGUUCUAGAACUAAGAGUUUAGUGGCUCCCAAAGUCGACUUCGAUGAUGAAAGACAAAAUGAAUUACAGAUGUAUCAUGUGGUUGGCUGUACUACAUAUGAUUAUGCUUAUAUCUAUUACGAAAGGAUGCACGUUUCCGAAGUUUGUUACGAGAAGAAGUAUGUGGAUAGCGACAUAUGACAACGAAGCUUCAUUGAGGUCGAAAAUUACCAAGGAUACAAUAGAAUCCUCGUAUUGUACAAAUAAUGGUCUUGUAUGCGCUGAGUCCAUCCGAAAAUGUAAUGAAACUCGAGAGCAUGACAAAUUUAUAGUGGAACAUACCGAAAAAACACAACUUCUUGCCGAAACUGAAUAUUUAUGUAUUCAGUUUUUGAGACAAUCAGAUGACGUCAUACAAAUUAAAACAUCAACAAAAAUGUCUGUGAAAAGUCCAUCGAUGUGCGAUAAUUUGAAUCUUGAUCAUUGGCCCAUGACAUCACCAAGUUUUCAAACGGCUCCUCCAAUAAAAUGCCCAUUUUCAGGAGGUUUCAAUAUGCAAAUUCGUAAAAGUGGAAAGCAACUUUGUGCGAACAAAAUUCCGAGGGCAAGAAUGGAAAGUGAAUGCGGAUCAGGAACAGGAAUUAUGUUCGACUUUAAACACGAGGAAUGUAUUCAUAAUAAUUUGAAAAUGAACCUGAAUCAGCACGUUGAUUGUAUGGCCGAAUGGACGACUGGCAAUGAAAAAUUCGUUAUCCUUAGACCUGAUUCUGAUGACUUUCAGCCAUAUUGUCUACGAAUAACGUCACAUUCUUAUGACGUAAUUACAGCAUAUUUAUUUAUGGAUUUUGUUUGCGACCCUGGGAACUCUUUUGGGAUUCCAUCGAAAACUGUCAAUUAUUUGUCAAUAACGUUUAAAAAACACAUCAUCAAUUCUCUUUGUGAAGAUGAAUUCCAAGAAUGUGCAGAGAGCAAAUUUUGCGAAUCUGACAUGGAAGCUCAUUGUAAGAAAUCUUGUUACCACUGUCGACCGGAAGCUAAUAUAUGCGCAAUACCGGAAUACAUAAAAGGGUAUUGGGGAAUAUUACAAACAAAUAUUACAAAUUUUGUCAACGUGUCGACAUAUGAAUUCUACCAGAAGGAUAUGGGCAAAAUGCAAUGUCUAAAAUCAAACUACACGGACAAAAACCAUAUAAUUUUACUUCAAAUGUUUGAAAAUGGUUGUUAUCCAAAGUUUUCUUGCAUGGAGGUAUUUCAAUCAUCGCCCUCAAUACGACAGAUUCGAUUUGGCAAACGUAUUUCCUGGCCAGUUUUCCCGCUUGAUAAUGUUGGAAAAUUAGCAUGCGCGGAGAGUCAGUUUUUAACAAAUAUUGUAGUUGGUAAAAGUAAAGAAAGUGUUGAAAUUCAGAAUACUACGUUAAUUGAUCCUAGAAUUCACACUGGUGUAGAUUGUGGCUUGUCGGAAGAAUUCGGAAAUGAUGUUUAUUCUUUAUAUUUUCAAGAAGGUGCAAAAUGUGAUGGUUGCGUUACCUUUGAUGCUAAGCAUGACAAAACUGUUUUCACUAUAAGCACAAUUGACUGUUCAACAGCAGAAAAAGAAAUAAUUUAUUUAUGCUUAGCAUCUUUCAAAUUAAACACAAACUCAACGACAGCCAUAAUAACGAAACGAAAAUCAGAUGUUUCUGAGUUCCUGUGCUGGGUGUUUACUAGAAGUGGUGCUAUUCGGAAACUUCUUGUGUUGAAUGUUUCAGACUGUAACGAAUUAUCUAUUAGACUAGUCUUGGAUGGAGAUUUAAAGCCAAAAGCUAGCUUUGACAUAAUUGAAAGUCCUCUAAAAACUUGUCCAAAGCGUGAAUCAAUAAGCAUAUACAAAAGCGUAAGUAAAAACCAACGGAAUGCUGGAGAAGACGUGAAAUAUUUUGUUUCCGAUAACAUUCGUAGUGGUGCUCCUUCAUACAGGCAAAACUUAGUUAGUAUUUUCAUUAUGCUUACAGCCGUACUUUACACACAGUUUUCGGUAUAGACUAUCGGUAAUUGCUAUAUUUUGUUGUAAGUCAUAAAAUCAUUUUGA
Molecule: messenger RNA, 2286 nt
Organism: Mytilus californianus (California mussel)
Lineage: Eukaryota; Metazoa; Mollusca; Bivalvia; Mytilida; Mytilidae
Exons: 2
Coding region: 283-2238 (651 amino acids)
Source: RefSeq, a predicted model, not a curated record